AUGCCCAGGCUCCUCACUGCUCUGCAAUGCAGCCUGUCAAGGAUAUGUACGAGGCUAAGCGGCGACGAGGCGCAAGCUCGUGGGCGCGCGGGAUUUGCCGAAGUGCCGAGAAAGGAGAUCAGGGUAUGUACUUCGUUUUUCCUGGGUUCCAACGUCGAUGGAGUCCUGAAGGCGAAAUCAGGCUGGCGACCCAACCACCAAUGGCCGCGCGGGGGUCAUAGGGCCUGGACCAUUCGGUCUCCGACAUGGUUCAGCAGGAGCGUGGCGACUCCACAGUUCCCACAUGCUGUUACCGGCGAAGGUACAACAUGCGACAUCGUCAUUGGUCUCGGCACACGGGCAAGCAGGAAUGGCAGGGCCGCUUGUGUAAAACUGAUGCUGUAUCGCCUCCCGUACGACGUCCUCCUAGGGAUUUUGCGGCAGCUCGGGGCAAGGGACGUGGUGAAGCUAUGCGCGACGUGCAGAGCCCUGUACAGCCUGAUGAGCGACCGCUCGAUAUGGCACCACGCGCUCUCCCGCCUCCUCCUGCGCUACCCACAACCGCAAAUAGCCCGACGGCUCGCAGUGCUCACGGCGGAAGAGCUGAAGGCGCAGGUGUUGCUCUCCGCACAGCUCGACAGGCUGUGGCACGGGUCCGACUACAAGCCGCGCCUUGUCCGGAACUUCCACUGCGACAGCGCCGUCGAGCACGUCAACCUCGUCGCGGGCGGGCACUGGGUCGUGGUGGUGCUCUACGACGGGUCGCUGCAGCUGCACCAGCUCGGCGCCGAGGUCCCCGCGGUAACCCUGUCCCACUCCUUGACGGAGGACGAGUCGGUCUUCUACCUGAGUUCCCGCCAAUCGUUCACUGACGACCACGAGGACCUGAUCAUCCUACAGAUGGGCGUCAGAUACGACCAGUGCAACAUAUACGUGUACCACAUCGAGGUCGUCGGCCCGGCGCCGACGUUCGUCCUCGUCGGCAAGAUAUCCGUGAACGGGUCCGUCUGGUGCUGUGCGUCCGGGGGCGGAUACCUGGUGUACGGCCUCGAAUCCGGGGGCGGCGACAUGGUCCUGCAUUUCUGCCUCGUCGGUGCCGACGCGUCCGACGGCUCGGGCAGGAUCUCGCAGGUGUCGAUGAACAUCGGUCCGUGGUCGGCAGACGAGGACUUCUCGAUAUCGGUCCUUUCCGACCGCCUUCUCAUGCUCGCGUACCACGGCGGCCUCUCCGUCUACGAGAUCCCCGCGCCCGCCGCCCCAGACAUCGCCGCAGCGCGCCCCGUCCGCCCUGUCUGGAGCCGCAGAUGCGACAUCGGCGCGGGCAUCUACCGCAUCUCCCCCUUCUCGUGGGACGCGCACCGGCACCCCGUCAUUGUCGCGGGCACGCGCGCGCUGCACGUCCUGCGCGUGCGCCCGCACCUUCCGCACCUCCCGUAUGGGGCCGUCGACUACCGCGAGAUCCCGUAUCCGCUCGCGCCCGGGCCCACGGGAGAGCUGGGGCACGUCGGGCUCGGGGCGGUCGGCCUGCGGCGGGCGAUCUGGGACUGCACGGAGGCGCGCAACGGCGCGCUGCACGUGCACUUCCGCACGUACUCGCUCCCGCGCUCGAUCCUCGACCUCGCCGAGGACGAUCCGGACUUCGAGGAGGGCGAGCUCGGCGUGCACGGCCGCCUUGGCUCGUUUACCGUGACGCUCGACCCUGAGGAGCACCUCGUGAACCUGUGUCUGGAGGAGGGGUCUGGGCGCGUGUGCCUGCUCUUGAACAACAUCGUGACCGGCGCACGACGGAUAUGCGUCAUCGAUGUUGUGUGA
Trametes versicolor FP-101664 SS1 is the source of this 1791-nucleotide messenger RNA. RefSeq lists its product as uncharacterized. NCBI's taxonomy places the organism in Eukaryota, Fungi, Basidiomycota, Agaricomycetes, Polyporales, Polyporaceae. Bases 1 to 1791 code for a protein of 596 amino acids. The record is from RefSeq and is a predicted model, not a curated record. The transcript has 6 exons. Gene Ontology annotation, molecular function: protein binding.